This is a messenger RNA of Epinephelus fuscoguttatus (brown-marbled grouper), 3037 nucleotides long. It is a transcript of the gene ap1m3, whose product is annotated as adaptor related protein complex 1 subunit mu 3. The transcript has 12 exons. Gene Ontology annotation, biological process: vesicle-mediated transport; intracellular protein transport. Bases 156 to 1427 code for a protein of 423 amino acids. NCBI's taxonomy places the organism in Eukaryota, Metazoa, Chordata, Actinopteri, Perciformes, Serranidae. Gene Ontology annotation, molecular function: clathrin-cargo adaptor activity. The record is from RefSeq and is a predicted model, not a curated record. Gene Ontology annotation, cellular component: clathrin-coated vesicle; clathrin adaptor complex.
AGUUGCAGUGAAACGCAUCGACUCAAGAGAGUGGAGGAGAGGAGGAAGGAGGAUGAUGGGAGCGAAAAUAAUCCCCUUUAAGUGACCCAUAUUUUACAGAAGACCUAAAUAUUAUCUAGCCUAGUUCUCGUUCUCGAGGAUUUUUCUCCACCAAGAUGUCGGCGUCGGCGAUAUUUAUCCUCGACCUGAAGGGAAAGGUGCUCAUCUGCCGUAACUACAUGGGGAACAUGGACAUGAACGAGAUCGACCACUUCAUGCCGAUCCUGAUGAAGAGGGAAGAGGACGCUGAGAUGACACCACUGAUCACCCACGGCAACUCACACUUCAUGUGGAUCAAACACAGCAACCUUUACUUGGUGGCGAUGACGAAGAAGAACGCCAACGCUGCCCUGGUGUACUCCUUUCUGUAUAAAAUUGUCCAGGUAUUCAAGGAGUACUUUAAAGAGCUUGAGGAGGAGAGUAUCCGUGACAACUUUGUGACGGUGUACGAGCUGAUGGACGAAGUGAUGGACUUUGGUUUCCCUCAGACAACUGACAGCAAGAUCCUCCAAGAGUACAUCACCCAGCAGGGUCAUAAAUUAGAGGUUGGGGCUCCUCGACCUCCCGCCACCGUCACCAACGCUGUGUCUUGGCGGUCAGAGGGCAUCAAGUACAGGAAGAACGAAGUUUUCAUGGACGUCAUCGAGUCAGUAAAUCUGCUGGUGAAUGCCAAUGGCAGCGUCCUGCGGAGUGAAAUAGUGGGCACCAUCAAGCUCAAAGUGGUCCUCUCAGGGAUGCCUGAGCUCAGACUGGGCCUCAAUGACAAAGUGCUGUUUGAAAUCACAGGAAGAGAGAAGAGUAAGACAGUGGAGCUGGAGGAUGUGAAGUUUCAUCAGUGUGUCCGUCUGUCACGCUUCGAGAACGACCGCACCAUCUCUUUCAUCCCCCCCGACGGCGAGAGCGAGCUCAUGUCCUACCGCCUCAACACUACAGUGAAGCCUCUCAUAUGGAUUGAGAGCGUGAUUGAAAAGUUCUCUCACAGCCGUGUGGAGAUCAAGGUGAAGGCUCGGAGUCAGUUUAAGAGCCGGUCCACUGCCAACAAUGUGUCCAUUCUGGUGCCAGUGCCCAGUGAUGCUGACUCACCCAAGUUCAAGACCAGCACAGGCAGCGCCAAGUGGGUGCCCGAGAAGAACGUGGUGCAGUGGAACAUCAAGUCUUUCCCUGGUGGUAAGGAGUACAUAAUGCGUGCGCACUUUGGGCUACCCAGUGUGGAGAGCGAUGAGCUGGACGCAAAGAGACCAAUCACAGUUAACUUUGAGAUCCCCUAUUUCACCGUGUCUGGGAUCCAGGUUCGUUACCUUAAGAUCAUAGAGAAGAGUGGUUACCAGGCGUUACCGUGGGUGCGCUACAUCACGCAAAGUGGAGAUUACCAGCUCCGGACAAACUAAAGGGCACAGAUGCUGCUAGACGAAUGGAUAUUUUUCUCCCUCUGUCUGUCUUCCUCCCUUCUCUCCUCUCUCUCUCUGUUUCUCCGGCUCCCCGUCUGCAACGGACAGCAGAGGACAGGCGCAGGAGGACACAUGGAAUUGUUCCCCACCCCUGAAUGGAAAGCGAGACAUCGCCCCUUCCUCUCAGACGGGAAAGGCUGUUGCAUCACCUCUGACCUGUGAUUUUUUUAAGGGCUCCUCAGGACUCCAGCAAAACGUUUUAAUAUGUGAAUAAUGAACUGAUAACUUUGUGACAACCGGCCGGCUUCUGGCAAGCUCUCAUUUCCUCACUGUUAAUGUGAUAUCCCUUGAGGUUAAUUCAGAACAAAAUUUGGUGAAGAGACAUUUUGAAUCAAAUUUUACUCAGGAGGAGAAAAAUUUGGAGCAUUUUCUUUUUUGGGGCUUAUUCACUGAGACGUGUAGCUUUCUACUGUGUAACAUGUAAACCAAAAGAUAAUGUAGUGCCAAUAUACAGCAACUGUGAUGGACCAUUGUCAGUUUUUAUUUCUCAAAGGGCCAUAAUAUUGCAGAUUAAUGUUACUAAAUGAGAAGUGUGCCAUGAAGUCAUCAGAUUUUAUUCUCUUUUUUUUUCUCACAAAGUUAUUGCUCAAUGAGGGAUUUUAACUGCUACUCCACAUCUCGGCACAUCUGUCAGCAUUUUUAAUUGUAAAAGGUUUUUAUUCCUCAUAUGUUUCGUCCUUUAUAACCACUCUAUGAUCCAUACGCAGUACAUUUUAACUGUGCUGUUAAUCUUCAUCCCUCUCAAAGGCAUGUUUUGCUGGAACCUCUAUAUUAUAUAUUCAUUGCCUUAAAAAAUUGCCUAUGUAUCAUCACCUUUAGCACUGUGAACAUAAUCCCCAGUGCACCGAAACUAAUACCAGCGACCAGAUCAAUGAUUAAUAAGGCACAAUAUUGUCAGAGGCGUUGGCUGUGUAACAUAAUACCGUCGACGCGCUCCCACGGGGCCUGUAACCUUGUCCUUGUGCUUGAAAUCAGCUUGCAGCUUUGAGACUGGAGGAAUGAGCACGGUGCAGAAUUGUUUUUGUCAUAUUUCUAUCUGUUGUUUAUACUGUACUAGUUAGUCCCCUGUGGAAAAUAGUUUGAAGGACAGAACAGGGGGUUGAGGAGGAGGGGAGCAGGACAAAGGUAAAAUAACCUGCAGGGAUUUCUUUGCAGAAUCUGAGAAUAUCGACAAUAUGUUGAGGUAAUUGUUUUUCCAUGACUCGUUAUUUUAUUAUUACUUUUUUUAUGUGUCGACCUCUGCAGGCCCGUAUACCACUUCAAAGCAGUUUGUGGUGUGAUUCACUUCCUCUGUUGUGCAUGCAUUGCACCACAUCAGUUGAGCUGCACUGCCAACAGCAAAGAAGAGAGUCCUGUGUCGAUUUAUUGCAUCUCUGCUGUUAAGUACAAAACCUUCUACUACAAUCAUUCCAUGUUCUUGUGUGGGGACUUUUUCUCUGACACCAAUGAGGAUUGUUAAUAUGCGUGUGUGUGUGUGUUAAUUUAUCGACUACUAUUUGUCAAUAGGAAGCAAAGGGAUAUAUUUGGAAAUAAAUUUUUUUUGUAUCUUG